This is a messenger RNA of Trichophyton verrucosum HKI 0517, 555 nucleotides long. RefSeq lists its product as uncharacterized. Lineage: Eukaryota; Fungi; Ascomycota; Eurotiomycetes; Onygenales; Arthrodermataceae. The record is from RefSeq and is a predicted model, not a curated record. The transcript has a single exon. The coding region runs from base 1 to 555 and encodes 184 amino acids.
AUGACAGUUAUCACCUCUAUUGGCAGGGUUGCCUUGUUUGCUCUCCUCGCCUUUGAGAGUGUCGUCCAGGCGAGCCCUAUCCCCUACGACAUCAGGGGAGACGUCAUUAUUUCCGUCCCCAAUGUCGGCCACACUCUCACUAGCAGAUCAAACACCGAUUCACUACCGCCUGAGCUUACUGACACCAAAGCGAACGUGAGAGUGGGCUACCUCAAGACGGUGAACAGAGUGCCAUCGAAAAGCCAUCCUCCCAAGGGGCGGCGCACAGAAAUACCGAAUCCCAAUGGGCCGAGAUCCGAACAGACAAUCAACAGGACCAGGGACUAUAUCGAGGCCAAACCUGUCCGGGAACAAGGAAAUCCAACUGCAGUGAAAGUCGGAAAGCCGCGUGGAAAGCGUGACGAUAAAUCAACGCCUAGGCCGUCAACGCCGCCGCCGAUCCAGAUGGCUGUUGAUCAUGUUAGCCCUAUUCCCGGUGGCCCCUGGAAGCACCGGGAAGAGACCAAAUCGAGGGAAACCAUGAAACAGAGACUGGACCAGGGCCCAGAACAUUAA